AUGUCUUGGCAAACUUACGUUGAUCGCCUUAUGAGCGAACUUCCAGGUGGAGGGAACUUGAGUUCGGCUGCCGUUUUUGAUCGAAAUGAUGGCUCUUUACAUGCCAAGAGCGCCUCUUUUCCAGAACUGACGGGAAAGCAGAUUCAAGGAAUCGUGGGGGACCUUGGGGCAAGUGCGGCGCUGGGGUUAUCUUUGGGUAACGUCAGAUAUAUGUCGACUGCAGCUAGCGAGGAUGCCUUUUCUGGCCGAACUGCGGGUGGUGGUGGUUGCCAUAUCAAGAAGACCGAAUCUCUCAUUCUGAUCGGCAUCUACGAAGAUCCUGUUGGACCAGAUGCAGCAAGACAGCGUGUUGGAGGCUUAGGACCUGCUCCACUCCUCAGCCUGACAUCCUUCGCCCGAUCGCAUCUCCCGUCCCACCUCCCAUCCUUUCCCACCGUUCGAUCUCCUACCACCGAUCAACGCGCUGUCGCACGCGCACUUUCCAUUUCGCCGAUCUCGCCAAUUUCGCAUCUCCCCCGAUCCACUCACUCCUCGCCUCCCGCAAUGGCAUCCGUCGUCUCGCGCAUCGCGUCGCGGUCCAGAUCACACGCCGCGCGGGCCGCGCUUAACGCGUUCAACCUGCAGCCGACUCGAAACGUCACGUACAUGCCGAAGCCGGGCGAGGGCGCGACGCGCACUGUUACGCUGCUCCCGGGAGACGGAGCCGGGCCGCUGUGCACGAACGCGGUGGAGCAGGUGUUUAAAGCCAUCCACGCGCCCGUGGUGUUCGAGACGUACGACCUCAAGGGCACCAUGCCCACCGUGCCCAAUGAGGUCCUCGACUCGCUCCGCCGAAACAAGGUGGGGAUCAAGGGAGGCGUGCGAACGGCCGUCGCGGGCGGAGUCAGCUCGCUGACGGUGCAGCUGCGAAAGGAGUUCGAUUUAUUCGCGCAUCUCGCGUACUGCAGCAACAUCCCCGGGCUGAAGACGCGGCACGACAACGUGAACAUCGUGGUGAUUCGCGAGAACACGGAGGGCGAGUACAGCGGGCUGGAGCACGAAGUCACCCCCGGGGUCGUCGAGAGCCUCAAGGUGAUCACCAAGUUCUGCUCGGAGCGCAUAGCAAAGUACGCCUUCGAAUAUGCCUAUCUGAAUAACCGCAAGACGGUGACGGCGGUGCACAAGGCCAACAUCAUGAAGCUCGCAGACGGGCAGUUCCUUGAGUCGUGCCGCGAGGUGUCCAAGCAGUACCCGCAGAUCAACUACAACGAAGUCAUUAUUGACAACUGCUGCAUGCAGCUGGUCUCCAAGCCAGAGCAGUUCGAUGUUAUGGUGACGCCCAAUCUCUAUGGUACACUCAUCUCAAACACAGCUGCAGGCAUCGCUGGCGGCACCACUGUCAUGCCCGGAGGGAAUGUGGGUUAUGAGCAUGCUAUCUUUGAGCAAGGGGCAUCGGCAGGCAACGUAGGGAACGACAUUAUCAACGCGCAGAAGAAGGCAAAUCCGACGGCUCUCCUUCUCUCAGCCGCCAUGAUGCUGCGGCAUCUUCAGUUCCCGUCAUUCGCCGACCGGUUGGAGCAUGCAAUCUACGGAGUGAUUGCCGAGGGGCUCUCGCCGUGUGAUCGCAGGCGUGUCGCCAUGAGCAGCAUCGGAACUGGGUACGAUUUGUCGGUCACAACCUAUUCGCCUGACGGCCGAAUCUUUCAGAUCGAAUACGCUGCAAAGGCGGUUGACAAUAGCGGCACGGCCGUGGGUCUGAGGUGCAAGGAUGGCGUUGUUCUGGGCGUGGAAAAACUGUUGGUAUCCAAGAUGCAGGUGCAGGGCAGCAACAGGCGCAUUCACAUAGUGGACAAGCACGCUGGCAUCGCUGUCGCUGGGCUCGUGGCGGAUGGCAGGCAGGUCGUCAACCGCGCCCGCAACGAGGCUGUCAACUACAAGAGUUUCUUCGCGCACAUGAUUCCUCUCAAGGUCCUGGCAGAUCGCAUGGCGAGCUAUGCGCACUACUUCACACUCUACUGGUGGACGCGGCCCCUCGGCUCCUCCGUGCUGCUUGGUGGAUAUGACCGCGAUGGGCCCCAGCUCUACUGCAUCGAGCCCUCAGGCGUCACUUACCGUUAUCACGGCACUGCAGUGGGCAAGGGAAGGCAAGCAGCAAAGACCGAGAUAGAGAAGCUGAAGCUAUCCGAGAUGACGUGUCGGGAGGGGGUGAACGCUGUAGCCAAGAUCAUCGUUGGAGUGCAUGAUGAGGCCAAGGACAAGGCGUUUGAGCUGGAGAUGGGGUGGUGCUGUGAGGAGUCCAACUGGCAAUUCCAGAGAGUGCCGGAUGAAAUAGUGAAGGCAGCGAGGGAAGCAGCAGAGGCAGCAAUGGAUGAAGACAUGGACGACUGA
Closterium sp. Yama58-4 is the source of this 2367-nucleotide messenger RNA. The record is from the annotation of a GenBank genome assembly. NCBI's taxonomy places the organism in Eukaryota, Viridiplantae, Streptophyta, Zygnematophyceae, Desmidiales, Closteriaceae.